Messenger RNA from Brassica oleracea var. oleracea, 1734 nucleotides. RefSeq names its product putative F-box/FBD/LRR-repeat protein At5g44950. The record is from RefSeq and is a predicted model, not a curated record. Gene Ontology annotation, molecular function: protein binding. The transcript is spliced from 5 exons. NCBI's taxonomy places the organism in Eukaryota, Viridiplantae, Streptophyta, Magnoliopsida, Brassicales, Brassicaceae. Bases 1 to 1707 code for a protein of 568 amino acids.
AUGGCUGAACCUUUCGUGUCGUUUAUUUCACUCCUGCUCAAGACGCAGCCGGACUAUGCUCUUGCUCAUCCUCGGCAGAAACCUUUCAAUGACACAUUACGUCAAGCUAUGCGGAAAAGAAUUACUGUUAUCUUACAACGGAGUCGCCCUACCCCGACGACCGACACUCCAAGACUCCAAAGGUUUCCCUCUAUAUACACAGACUAUCUAGAGUCUAAACUUAUGAACUCGGCCAACUCAGAGGAGGAGUACUCGAAUCCACGUGAUCUUGAAGUUCGCAUACAUUAUCUUGAGAAGGAAGUUAAAGAACUAUGGUACCGUCUCCGUCAUAUCUCAGAUAGACUCAGCGCGCUUCCGGACACUUUGAUAACUCAGAUACUCUUAUACCUUCCUACCAAAGAUUCCAUCAAGACAAACUUUUUAUCGAAGAGAUUUAAAGAUCUAUGGCUUCAGGUCCCAGGACUAGAGAUGCACUCCCAUGAACUCGCCGCCAUACAGAACUUCAUCGCCACGUUUCUCCAGAUCAACCGUGGCUCGCGUCUGCAGAAGUUCAAGAUAACGUACAACGGGCGAGAUGUUUGUCACCAUGGGAGCAGUGAGUUCAUCGCCGGAGUGAUUAACCGUGGAGUUCAACAACUAGACGUUGGCAGUAGCACACUCAAGCGUCCUCUCACCAACGAUCUCGUACCUGUUAACAUUUACAAGAGCAACACUUUGGUUUCUCUCAAGCUUGCAAACGUGGGAAUGCAGAAUCCUCCUGAGUUUGGUGUUUCUCUGCCUUGUCUCAAGACCGUGCAUCUCGAAGACAUUACCACCAAGGAUCCUUUGAUCGUAGAGAAGCUCAUCUCUGGCUGUCCUGUCCUUGAAGAUCUGACGGUUUUUAGGGCUUUUGAUGACAAUGUACCGGUUCUGCGUGUGAUAUCUCUCAGUCUGAAGAGGUUUUGUGUGAAAUUUAGUCGUGCCAGAACAAUUCAUGGUAAAGAGUAUGCUGUUGAGGUUGAUGCUCCGGGUCUCAAGUAUCUGAACUUCAGAGAUAAUCUAUCUGAUAAAGUUGUGGUGAAGAAUAUGAGUUCCUUGUUCAAGAUCGACAUUGAUACACAGUUCAGUUUUGGCAUUAGCACUACUAUUACCGGGCAGAUGAAGCAAGCUAUUAUCUGUGAUUUUCUCAAGGGUGUUUCUGGUGUAAGACAUAUGAUCAUCUCUCAGCCUACACUCGAGAUCCUUUAUGCUUGGAUGAAUAAUGGAGCGUUCACCAAAUUUCGCAACUUAACUCGCUUAGAGGCUUCGUUCUGCACCGUCUUAUUACAAAGGUUGCCACAUUUUCUUGAAGGUUGCCCGAAGCUGAAACACCUCACAUUGUACUUGCUUUAUUUGAAGGACUUAGAACCAGAGAACCUUGAGCUUACCGUUGUGCCUCAGUGCUUACUAUGUACGCUUGAGUGUGUUGAGGUUAAAGAAGUGGCCACGGUGGAGAAAGCUGGGAAGAAAAGAGCGAGGUACAUCAAGAAAACCAAAGUAUCGAAACACAAGAAGAAGAUUUGGAUUGAACUAGUGAGGUAUAUUCUUGAGAACUCGUUAGUCCUCAAGAAACUCGUUUUGUGUUUCUCUUCUGCGACCAAUAGCGUCUUAGAGAUCUCGGAGGCGCUUCCUACGUUCACAAUACGUUCUCCCGGAUGUGAAAUCAUCAACCAUCUGACAUCUCUUUGAAGAUCUUUUUAGGAAGGAAUAAUCUCU